AUGGAAAAUCACUCAUUAGCCAAUUACUUGCUUUACAUCACCGCCAUUGGAUCCGCUCUGCUCAUCAUAUGGAGAGUAACAAUCGCGAUCACGACAUAUGUCCGGACUGUGUCCAGCUUGAACAGUGAUACACAACGCUUCUUUGCCCGACCGUCAUACAAUUUCUCUUGGGCUAAGAAACACAUAUUAUAUGCACCCAUUUUCCGCAAAAGACACAAUCGCGAAAUUCAGCUCAGCAAUGCUAUCAACAUUGGCACUCUACCUUCUCGGUUUCAAUUCCUCCUGCUACUCGGCUACUUCGCAACUAAUGUAGGAUUUACCGUGGUUCACAUCCCUUUUGCUGAGUCGGCUGCAGAUGGUCUCAAACAGCUGCGAAACCGAAGUGGCACGCUGGCCACAGUGAACAUGAUUCCCCUCUUCAUCUUGGCGGGGAGGAACAAUCCAUUGAUUCCUUUGUUGGGCAUCUCGUUCGACACAAUGAACUUACUCCAUCGUUGGUUCGGUCGUAUUGUGGCCGUCGAGGCGAUCGUGCACACUCUUGCUUUCUAUGCCAGCUCUGCGCUCAAAGAAGGAUGGGGUCCUGCAUUUCUAGGUACAUUUUCAUCCCCGUUCCUGUACUGGGGUUUUGUUGGAACUGUUGCGUUUGUGGUGAUAUUAUUUCAAGCCGCAAGCAUUUCCCGACAUGCUUAUUAUGAGACCUUCAAGAUCAUGCACAUACUCCUCGCUGUUGCUGCUGUUGUCGGGCUCUGGUAUCAUUUGAACAUUAUCCAAGUCAACCAGCUUAAGUGGCUUAUCGCCGUGGUGCCCAUCUGGCUCGGUGACCGAGUCGCACGCUUUGUACGGCUCAUCUAUCACAAUUUCGGCAAGGGUGGUACCAAGACUCUCGUCGAAGCUCUGCCUGGCAAUGCCGUGCGUGUAACGGUGACUAUGGCUCGUCCUUGGACCUUCCGCCCCGGUCAACAUGCGUACCUAUACAUGCCCACAAUUAGCUUCUGGCAAUCUCACCCAUUUUCAUUAGCGUGGAGCGAGGAAGCUGAAGACUUGAGCACCGACAAGCUGGCGGUGAGUCGUCAGGACAUCCUUGGAAUGCACAAAACUACCAUGUCUUUCGUCAUCCGUGCCCGCACGGGAAUGACGGCCACCCUCUACCAGCGAGCUGCCGCUCAUCCUGAGGGCCGCCUAGUCACUCGCUGUCUAGUAGAGGGACCCUAUGGUGGUGAGCAUAUGCUAGACUCGUACGGCACUGUAAUGCUCUUUGCAGGCGGCGUUGGUAUCACCCACGCUGUCCCCCACGUGCGUCAUCUAGUCGCUGGCUUUGCUAAUGGUACUGUUGCCACCCGGAAAGUUGUGCUUGUGUGGAUCAUUCAAAGCCCUGAGCAUCUCGAAUGGAUUCGCCCAUGGAUGACACAGAUUUUGGCAAUGGAUAGACGGCGCGAUAUUUUGCGCAUCAUGCUGUUUGUUAGCCGGCCGCGCUCGACGAAAGAGAUCCACUCUCCCUCGUCAACAGUGCAAAUGUUCCCUGGCCGGCCUAAUAUCGACACGCUGAUGGGCAUGGAGAUGGAACAGCAGGUGGGCAUGAUGGGUGUAACCGUCUGUGGCCCUGGUGCUCUCAGCGACGAGGUGCGACUAGCAGUCCGCCACAAGCAACAUGAUGGCGCCAUUGACUUCAUCGAGGAAGCCUUCUCUUGGUAA
Messenger RNA from Xylaria bambusicola, 1692 nucleotides. Its product is annotated as ferric reductase like transmembrane component-domain-containing protein. NCBI's taxonomy places the organism in Eukaryota, Fungi, Ascomycota, Sordariomycetes, Xylariales, Xylariaceae. Gene Ontology annotation, molecular function: ferric-chelate reductase activity. The record is from RefSeq and is a predicted model, not a curated record. The transcript is spliced from 2 exons. Gene Ontology annotation, cellular component: plasma membrane. Gene Ontology annotation, biological process: intracellular iron ion homeostasis; iron ion transport; copper ion import. The coding region runs from base 1 to 1692 and encodes 563 amino acids.